Zingiber officinale is the source of this 1257-nucleotide messenger RNA. Its product is annotated as GDSL esterase/lipase At2g04570-like. Gene Ontology annotation, molecular function: hydrolase activity, acting on ester bonds. The coding region runs from base 91 to 1146 and encodes 351 amino acids. The transcript has 3 exons. The record is from RefSeq and is a predicted model, not a curated record. Lineage: Eukaryota; Viridiplantae; Streptophyta; Magnoliopsida; Zingiberales; Zingiberaceae.
AAAAAAACUGCUCUGCAGAUUCUCUCCUACUCUCCUUUCAGCUCUUUAUAUGUUCGCUAUAUUCAGAAGACAAUAUUCCACACUGCAGAAAUGGCUCUGAACAGGUUGCACUGUCUUCUCUCGGCACUAAUCCUGCUCCAUUAUUCCUCCGGAGCUGGUGCCAAGAUCCCAGCUCUCAUCAUCUUCGGCGAUUCCUCAGUCGAUGCCGGAAACAACGAUUACUUGUCCACCAUUGCCAAGAGCAACUUCAAGCCCUACGGCCGCGACUUCAAGGACGGAGUGGCCACCGGCCGGUUCUCCAACGGCCGCCUCGCCACCGACUUCCUCUCGCAAGACUUUGGCCUCCCGCAGUACAUCCCUGCCUACCUUGAUCCAACUGUGACCAUUGAAGACUUCGCCUCCGGCGUUUGCUUUGCCUCUGCGGCUACGGGUUACGACAAUGCGACCUCUGAUGUGCUGUCUGUUCUACCUCUAUGGAAACAAUUGGAGUACUUCAAAGAGUACCAGAGCAAGCUGAAGAGCUUGCAAGGUGAGGCAAAAGCACAAGAAACACUAAGUGAGUCCCUUUACAUCAUCAGCUUGGGAACCAACGAUUUCCUGGAGAACUACUACUCGUCCUCCACCAGCCGGUCAUCGGAGUUCCCCGUCGACAAGUACGAGGACUACCUCGUCGGCAUCGCGCACGACUUCGUCACCAGCAUCUACAACCUCGGGGCUCGCAAAGUGAACAUCGCCGGCGUUCCUCCGAUGGGGUGCUUGCCGUUGGAGAGGGCGAUGAAUCUGCUGGGAUCGGAGCCGUGCAACCACGAGCACAACAAGGUGGCCGCCGACUUCAACUCCAAACUCCAGAGCAUGAUGCUGCCGCUUAGCAAAGAAUUGCACGAGAUCAAGCUGGUGUACAGCGAUCUGUACACACUGUUCAUGGACGUCGUCAAGGAUCCAUCAUCGUAUGGAUUUGAGAACGCAGAGUCAGGGUGCUGUGCCACUGGAUAUUUUGAGAUGGGAUACAUGUGCAAUGGAUUCAAUUCCUUCACUUGCCAAGACGCUAACAAGUACGUGUUCUGGGAUGCCUUCCAUCCGACGGAGAAGAUGAACCACCUCAUCGCCGAUCGUCUCAUGAACACCACCUUCUACGUCUUCUUGUAGCUUAUUUUUUCCUUGAACAAAAAUGUGUCUUGCGUACGUAAAAAAUAUUGUUGCCAUGUAAAGUAGUAAUUACUAUUGCAAUUGAUUCUUGAUGUGCUACUAAACACCAAA